UUCACCGCGAAGCACCCGCAUCCCACCACAUCGUCAUGAACACAUGCCACUUUAACGGAUGCGAGGAAAAGGUCCGCCCCGGCACGCAAAAGUGUGCGUUCCAUCGCAAGAAAGGGAUCUGCAGCGUCAGCGAGUGCCGGAAUCAAGUGUACGCCCGCGGGUUAUGCGUCCGCCACGGCGCGCGCAAGCCGUGCGAGUUCCCCGACUGCGAAGGGUUCGCCCGCUAUGGCGGCUUUUGCUGCAAGCACGGAGACAAGUACACGAUGAAGGAAUGUGCGGAAGAAGGCUGCAUGAACAAAGCCCAUGCGCGGCAGAAAUGCGUGCGCCACGGCGGCGGGAAGAAGUGCAGGCACGGCGGAUGCGACUCGCACGCCCGAUUCAGUGGGUUCUGCUCCAAGCACAUGGAGAGCGCCAUCACAGCCGAGUCCCUCGUGUCGCUCGCCAACAAGCCGACCAUUAUCAUGCCGAAACCGUCUAUGCGGGAUAUUUGUUCCGCGCUGUCGCCCCAGUUUGGCCACUCGGCGCUAAAGACCAGUCCCCACGCCAACAAGUUGCCGUCGAUCAAACUCUCGUACGAGUACAAGCCGUACUUUGUCGUGAACGCAUGACGUUUCGCCCCAUAUAAUAUAGUAACAUUAGAUUAUCGAAUCAGCCUGUACUAGUUGCAUCGUUCC
Molecule: messenger RNA, 674 nt
Organism: Aphanomyces astaci
Lineage: Eukaryota; Oomycota; Saprolegniomycetes; Saprolegniales; Verrucalvaceae
Exons: 1
Coding region: 36-608 (190 amino acids)
Source: RefSeq, a predicted model, not a curated record